Truncatella angustata is the source of this 2013-nucleotide messenger RNA. RefSeq names its product general substrate transporter. Gene Ontology annotation, molecular function: carbohydrate:proton symporter activity. Gene Ontology annotation, cellular component: membrane. Gene Ontology annotation, biological process: carbohydrate transport; transmembrane transport. NCBI's taxonomy places the organism in Eukaryota, Fungi, Ascomycota, Sordariomycetes, Amphisphaeriales, Sporocadaceae. The record is from RefSeq and is a predicted model, not a curated record. Bases 165 to 1874 code for a protein of 569 amino acids. The transcript is spliced from 5 exons.
AUAACCAGAGCGGCUCUAUAUAACCCAGGUCAACUUACAAGGACAUUAUAGAUCAACACUUUAGAUGCCAGGACAUCUACAUAUUGCUGGAGAACACAUCUUCUUCCUUCCCAUCCUGUGAAUUCGGAACUCACAUUCUUCUACUAGCGUUUCCUCAGAUCGCAAUGGCUCAACCACAGUCAACCGAGGGCCAAGUGCCUGCCAGAGCUGGAAAGGGUGUCUGGCGUGAAUUGCGUGAAAAUCCCUAUAUACUUGGUCUAUCUACUUUUGCAUCGCUUGGAGGCUUCCUCUUUGGCUAUGACCAAGGUGUUAUUUCAGGAGUUCUGACCAUGGAGUCCUUCGCUGCAAAGUUCCCCAGGGUGUAUCUUGAUAGCAGUUUCAAAGGCUGGUUCGUCUCAACGCUUCUGUUAUUGGCAUGGCUUGGAUCCUUGAUCAACGGACCACUUGCCGAUCGUAUAGGUAGAAAAGGGUCUAUGCUUGUGGCUGUUGUUGUUUUUCUCUUGGGAUCGGCGCUACAGGCCGGGGCGAGUACUAUCCCAACCAUUUUUGCCGGUCGAGCCAUUGCUGGUUUGGCGGUGGGAAUGCUAACUAUGAUCGUUCCCAUGUAUAUGUCAGAGGUCUCCACUCCUGCGAUUCGAGGCACGCUCGUGGUUCUACAGCAGUUAAGCAUCACUCUGGGAAUUCUGAUAAGUUAUUGGUUGGAGUACGGUACUCAGUACAUUGGCGGCACUCGAUGCGCCCCUGACAUACCAUAUGCUGGCGAGUCAUUCAAUCCAAACACCGAUGUUGGCCCGAACGGAUGCACUGGACAGUCUGAUGCAGCGUGGCGAGUACCAUUUGCCCUACAAAUGGUUCCUGCACUGGUUCUAGGCAUCGGCAUGAUAUUCUUCCCAGAGUCUCCGCGGUUCUUCUUGAUGCGACAUAACGAAGAGAAAGCACUCAAGGCGCUGGCCAGACUGCGUCGUGUUCAUCCUGACUCGGACAGUCUGCGCCAGGAAUACCUUGCCAUCAAGACAGAGGUCCUGUUUGACGAAUCCAUGGCACGCGAUAAGUUUCCUGGCAAAAGUGGUCUCUCUCUUUGGGCGGCCCAAUACGUCUCACUUGUUGACACGUGGCCAGCCUUCAGACGCCUGGCUAUCGGGUGCUGCAUCAUGUUCUUUCAGCAAUUCAUGGGCUGCAAUGCAAUCAUUUACUACGCACCGACUAUGUUUGCCCAACUGGGCCUCUCCGGGAAGACAUCCGGGCUUUUAGCCACCGGCGUUUACGGUAUCGUCAACACGCUCUCUACACUCCCCGCCUUGUUCCUCAUCGAUAAAAUCGGACGACGACCUUUGCUCAUGUGUGGAGCUGCUGGUACCUUCGUCUCCCUCGUGAUAGUUGGCGGUAUCAUCGGCGGCUACGGCUCUACCCUCGCAUCGCACUCAUCUGCGGGCUGGGCCGGUAUCGCCUUCGUCUACAUUUAUGACAUCAACUUCUCGUACUCCUUUGCUCCCAUCGGCUGGGUCUUGCCGUCAGAGAUAUUCAACCUGGGUAACCGAUCCAAGGCCAUGGCUAUCACCACAUCGACGACCUGGAUGUGCAACUUCAUCAUCGGGCUCGUCACUCCGGACAUGCUCGACAAGAUUGGCUGGGGCACAUACAUCUUCUUCGCGGCUUUUUGCUUGUUGGCUCUGGUGUUUACGUUCUUCUUCGUUCCCGAGACCAAAGAUAAAAGCCUUGAAGACAUGGAUGUUGUAUUUGGUGAUACGGCAGCACACGAGGAGAAGGCUAGGCUGUAUCAAAUUGCCGCUUCUAUGGGCCUGACCGAUACGCUGCCAAGUGAGAAAGUGGACGCCAAUAGAGUCGUGGCUGAGGAGCUUGAGACACAAGUCUAACGACCAAGGGUUGUGACAAAGGCGAGUUUACCGGCCACGAAGGCUUGACCCGUAAAUAAGACAACUAGCUAGUUACCAUCACUAGAUCAUAGCAAAGCUGAAGUGGUUGACGUACUUUGAGUAUAAUUUAAGACGUUUC